GGACCCGGCCGGGGCGGAGCCGGCGAGCGCGGCGCUGCGGGAGGGGACGGCCAUGGGCGGUGUGGGGACGACCUUGCGGCCGGCGGCGCGCGGCGCCUGGAACCUGAACCAGAGGCGGGACAUCUCCUCCUGGCUGGCCCGCUGGUUCCGUAAAGCCCCAGCCAAAUCCGUGGUGGCCCUGAAAAUGCCCAUCAAGGUGGAGGUGGUGGCUGGGAAAACCUACAGGUGGUGUGUGUGUGGCCGCAGCAAGAAGCAGCCCUUCUGUGAUGGCUCCCACUUCUUCCAACGCACUGGCCUAUCGCCACUCAAGUUCAAGGCCCAGGAGACCCGCAUAGUGGCCCUCUGUACUUGCAAGGCCACCCAGAGGCCCCCAUACUGCGAUGGCACCCACAGGAGUGAGCGGGUGCAGAAGACAGAAGUAGGCUCCCCACUUUGAGCAGUGGCUGCUGCCCAGCCCCAGGUGGCCUCAGCUCCAGGCCUCUCUGACAGGCACCCGCUUUGUUGGGAAGGAAACUGAGUGCUGAGCCCAAGAAGGGAUCAUCUGGAGAACCCAGUAUCCACAGUUGGCUGGUGGAGGAAUCGCUCCUUAUAACCUGAAGUCUCCAGUUGGGCAGCCAGGAGUGGGCUCCUGGUUCAUCUGCUGAUGGAGAAGAUGGCAUUAAACAAACAU
This is a messenger RNA of Cynocephalus volans (Philippine flying lemur), 670 nucleotides long. It is a transcript of the gene CISD3, whose product is annotated as CDGSH iron sulfur domain 3. Gene Ontology annotation, molecular function: 2 iron, 2 sulfur cluster binding. The record is from RefSeq and is a predicted model, not a curated record. The transcript has 4 exons. Bases 53 to 436 code for a protein of 127 amino acids. Gene Ontology annotation, cellular component: mitochondrion. Lineage: Eukaryota; Metazoa; Chordata; Mammalia; Dermoptera; Cynocephalidae.